GUUGUUGCCGAGUCCGUCGCAGUGUUACAAAAAGAGGUGCGUGGUCCGGAGUCCGGACCUGUGUUAGAGAAUUAUCUGUCAAAUUUAAAGUUUCAAAUAGUAUUUUAUCCAAUUUCAGCGAAAAUCAACCUCAAAAUAGUAGCACAAGUUAUUGAUGCCAAUAAAUUACUAUGGCAACUGCAAAAAUCGUCGAAUUAGACGAGACAAACACUUGUAAAAUUUGCGAAAAUGCCUUGGCCAAAUAUUCUUGUCCCCGUUGUAACAUUUUGUACUGUUCCUUGCCUUGUUAUCAGUCGCCCUCUCACUUGAAUUGCAGUGAGGAUUUUUAUAAAGAAUCAGUCAUCGAGGCAUUAAAUGAACAAAGCGACUUGGAUUCUAAAACGAAAAUGAUGGAGAUUUUGCAAAGACAACACCACAACAACAAACUAAAUCUGGAUGAGUUUUCAGAUGGAGAUGAUGGUUUAGAUUCAGAUGAUAAUGAUGAUAUUGAUGACAUCACAUCCAGAUUGGAAGGUGUUGAUUUGGAUGAUGCCGAAAAAGUCUGGGAGAAACUGACUGAAGAUGAAAAACAAGAUUUCAUUGCGUUUUUAAAAUCAGAAGAUGUCACAAAGUUGAUAAAACCCUGGGAACCUUGGUGGGAUUAUUAUGAUCCCAGAAAAGUUGAAAUUAUUGGUUGUGAGAACAAGGAAUACAAAAACAAUUGCCCCAAAUUGGCAGAAAUUAAGGAUAUCAAAUUAAUAACUAGCAAAACUCCAUCAGAAUUGUUAAAGAACAACCUAGUAAACAUUUUGGCAUCUUAUGCCUUUACAACAAGAUAUUUAAAUGGUGAACAUUUCGAUUUUGCUAAAGAAGCAGUUAGUUGUUGGGCAAACUUAUCCAUUUGUAUCAAAUCUAAGGAAAACUUACCAGAUUACGAGUUUGCCAUUAAAUCAGUUCAACAAGAAUGUUUAAAUACUGAUUGGAUUAUCACAGAUGAGGAAAACUUUAAAACGAUGAAAAAAGACGUUACGAAAAUUUUACGGGGACCUAAUUUUUCCGAACCGAAGUUUUAUAUACUGUGUGCAUUAAGUGAUUUAUUAAAACUGUUGAAGGUGGCAGAAAAUCCGCAAGAAAAAGAAACAUUUGGUAAGAGUUUUCCAAACGAUCAUUUUCCCAGCGUUAAAUUAGAGAGCAAAGAACAUAUUAUCAGUUACGAAAAAAAAAUCGAAUACUUUUUGUCUUAUGUUAAAGAUUGUUAUCAGGUUUAAAUUUGUAUUUUUUUUGUAAAUAAAGUGAAUUAUCUUUGUA
Aethina tumida (small hive beetle) is the source of this 1287-nucleotide messenger RNA. Its product is annotated as zinc finger HIT domain-containing protein 2. The transcript is spliced from 5 exons. Lineage: Eukaryota; Metazoa; Arthropoda; Insecta; Coleoptera; Nitidulidae. The record is from RefSeq and is a predicted model, not a curated record. The coding region runs from base 171 to 1247 and encodes 358 amino acids.